UCUCUACAAAGCUCUCAGAUACCUUUCCCCUCCUUCUGUGACCCUGGAGAGAUAUUUUAUAUGGGAAUUCAAGAUUUUUCUCAGAGACAGGAUGUGACGACUUCCUUGUUUUGUUCUAUCCAUCUUGGUUUCCAUAGCCAAGGGCAGAGCAAACGGCAUAUAUCUUAGGGUGGAAGAUGGAUAAAUAAUUCUGUCACACGUGCCCUGGUCUCUGGAGCUCAGCUGCCAGUCCACGUCUAGGGAAUCUUAGCAUCUGAGACCAAGACACUUUACAGCAAUCAUCACCCUUUGCAGAGGAGGUGAGCUCACCAGGACUCAUCUGCCAUUUGAGACCUUUUGCUGCUACCUGCCAGGUGGCCCCCACUGCUGACAAGAGAUGGUGGAUCUCCCAGUCUCCCUGGACUCCUUGAAGCCAGUAUCUCUGACCAGCAGUCUUGUCUUCCUCAUGCACCUCCUCCUCCUUCAGCCUGGGGAGCCGAGCUCAGAGGUCGAGGUGCUAGGCCCUGAGCAUCCCAUCCUGGCCCUCGUCGGGGAGGAGGUGGAGUUCCCGUGCCACCUGUGGCCACAGCUGGAUGCCCAGCAAAUGGAGAUCUGCUGGUUCCGGAGCCACACCUUGAAUGUGGUACACCUGUACCAGGAGCAGCAGGAGCUCCCUGGCAGGCAGAUGCAGGCGUUCCGGAACAGGACCAAGUUGGUCAAGGACGACAUCGCCUAUGGCAGCGUGGUCCUGCAGCUUCACAGCAUCGUCCCCUCCGACAAGGGCAUAUAUGGCUGCCGCUUCCACUCCGACAACUUCUCUGGCGAAGCUCUCUGGGAACUGGAGGUAGCAGCGCUGGGCUCAGACCCUCACCUCUCCCUUGAGGGCUUCAAGGAAGGAGGCAUUCAGCUGAGGCUCAGAUCCAGUGGCUGGUACCCCAAGCCUAAGGUUCAGUGGAGAGACCACCAGGGACAGUGCCUGCCUCCAGAGUUUGAAGCCAUCGUCUGGGAUGCCCAGGGCCUGUUCAGUCUGGAAACAUCUGUGGUUGUCCGAGAGGGAGCCCUCAGCAACGUGUCCGUCUCCAUCCAGAAUCUCCUCUUGAGCCAGAAGAAAGAGUUCGUGGUCCAGAUAGCAGACGUGUUUGUACCCGGAGCCUCUCCGUGGAAGAGCGCGUUCGUCGCGACCCUGCCGCCGCUGCUGUUGGUCCUCGCGGCGCUGGCGCUGGGCGUCCUCCAGAAGCAGCGGAGAAGCCGAGAAAAGCUGAGGAAGCAGGAGGAGAAGAGACAAGAGAAACUCACUGCAGAGCUGGAAAAGCUUCAGACAGAGCUUGACUGGAGACGGGCUGAAGGCCAGGCUGAGUGCUUCAUUUUAGCCAGCCACCCUCCUGGAGAAGGUAUCCAGGCUGCCUCUAACUCCACAACAACACUGAACGCAUAGUCUCAAACGUGUUGCCUUACGGCGCUGUGUGGAGAUUUCUCUGGGGUUUGCACCCUCUGAAUGCUGAGAAGAUUGAGCAUCUCUGUAUAUGCUAGUUGGCUCUGGGGACUUCCUCUACUGAAAAUUGCCAGCUCACAUCACUGACCCAUUUUUCUUAUGGGAUUGCUGUCUUUUAUUAUUAACAGGAAUAUUAUAUAUCUCUCUGUGUGUGUGUGUGUGUGUAUGUGUGUGAUUAAUCCCUCAUGGGUAAACAUCGUGAAUUCCUUCUUCUGUUGUGCCAUCUGCCAUUAGCUUUGUCCAUAGUUCCCCUUAUUGAAAAGGAAUUAUUAAUUUUGAUAAAACAUAAUCCAUCUACUUUUUACUUUAUGGUUUGUGUUUUUGAAGUUUUGUUGAAGACCUUCCUCACACUUAGGUCACAAAGAUUCUCUUACACUUUCUUCUAUUUUUUUUUUUCUUUAUGUAACUACAAAAACCUUUCUACUAUCUUUAUGUUAUAUUUGCAUCUUUAAUCCCUGUAAAAUUUGCCAUUUUAUGAGGUGUUGGGUGAGAAUCCUGUGAUUUUUCUCCAUAUAGUCAGUUGGGCUUGCCAACGCCAUUUACUCCACCAUUCCAGGGUUGCCACUGAUGUGGGGAACCACCUUUGAUGCAUAUUGGAUUCCCAUCUCUAUAUGAGUUUGUCCAUUGGCCACCUAUUACAUCAUUGUUUUUACUGCUAUGGCUUUUGUAGUAGCUGAAAGUACAAGUUUUCCUUCUCCAUUUCCACUUCCUUUUUUAAAGUGAAUGAACAUUUUUAAAAUAUAAAUUUUAGGAUAAAUUCAUAAAUCUCCCCAAAAAAUCCAAAAGGAGUUUUACAUAGGAAUACUUUGAACUUACAGAUAAACUAGGGAAAAUCAACAUCUUUGUAGAACUGAGAUAUUCCGCACAAGAGCUAUGGUGUUUAAAGCUUCACCAGUUAUCCUGACGCAAAACUGGGGCAGCAAAGCCUUGCUGUAAAUAUCUGGAGCUCUGAGAACGUCUUGUGUUGCUUUUGCUUUUGUGACUUGGUGAUAUCUUUGUUGCAAAACAGAACAAGAUAAAACACAACAGAAAUCCACUCAGAUUGAUUCACAUUAAGAAUGGAGGCAUGUCAGGAAAAGACAGGACAUCUAGAGGGCAUCUUUGGGACCCGUCAGGCUCAGCUGGGCCUCCUGGGCACAGCCUGGCGGGUCAGAGGCUGAGGCUGCACUUCUGUCUCUCAGGGCAUCCAGGCGGCUUAUAGAGUCUCUUUACCUACAUGCUCCACUCUCCUGCUUUUUCCAGCAGAAUUUCAGCCUGCACGUAGCUCUGGCAUCAAUGACACAGGCCUCUACUCAAUCUAAAAUUUCUCAGGAAAAUACAUGGUGAACCCCAAGACCAGUCUGGAUUCAAACCAGUUGUCACAGUGGGAAUGGGGUCAUUCGAUCUGCAUGCAUCCCUCAUACAUCUGGAGACUUCGUUAAGGUUCCAGAGUUACUGACUGAGAUUUCUGAGCUUUUUUCCCCUUUUCUGUUUGGUUUCAGAGUGGAGAGCAGCCCAAAAAUAUGCAGGUAACUGAAGCCAGGAAACUGAUUUGUGUUUUGGUUUGGCCGGAUCUUAAACAGAAGGGAGGUGGAGAGAUCUGAGAUUAGAGGACAGGGCUUUAUAGGAGCCAAGUGUGGGGCCUGCACACACAAGACACACACGCACACUUGCAAACACGCCACACGACACACAUGCCUGCAUGUGUAUGCGCACAUGCACACGUGAGCUCCCAAACACAUCGCUCCUUGGGGUUACACUAGGUUUGUUUCCAUCUGGCUCGGGGCUAUUUGCAGGCGAGAGUGCAGAGUCUGUAAUGAACCUCCCAGAUUCUCUGACGAAGGGGUCCCCUAGGUUCCCGUCUGUCAAAUGGGAUGGGGUGUUGAAAUGUGGGAGAGUGCAGAGUCUGUAAUGAACCUCCCAGAUUCUCUGACGAAGGGGUCCCCUAGGUUCCCGUCUGUCAAAUGGGAUGGGGUGUUGAAAUGUGGGAGAGUGCAGAGUCUGUAAUGAACCUCCCAGAUUCUCUGACGAAGGGGUCCCCUAGGUUCCCGUCUGUCAAAUGGAAUGGGGUGUUGAAAUGUGGGGCACUGGACUAGAUGAUCUCAAAGGUCCUUUUAAAAUCCUUUUAAAAACUUUUCUGAAGGACUGUAUGUAAAAAAAAAAAAAUCCAAAAUUUCUGUAAAAUGACGCUCAGCGCUCUCCUGAUUAUGCCAAGGUCACACAGGGUGGUGCCACCAGCAGGAGCUAGAACCAGCCCAUAGGUCCUUGCCCUUGACCGGGACGUGGCUCCCUCCCCGCCAGCCUCCUUCCUUUGCUAUCUCUGGUAUGGAAUUCAGGGACCUUCCAGUUCAGGAAAGGACAGGAUUCCCUGUCACUAUCAAACACUCAGGAGUGACUUACACAUGCCACUUCGGUCCUGGGGAGGGGGUUUGCAGGGGUGAGGGUCGGGGUAAGGGGUUCAUUUCCUCGAUUAUUCCACCAAGAGAAACUAGAGGUUUGUCCGCCUUGGGGAAGACACGGACGGGGGCCCAGACCGUCCCGGGCGGGCACUAACGCUGUGGCUCUGCGCAGUGGAUGUGACUCUGGACCCGGCCUCGGCGCACCCCAGCCUGGAGGUGUCGGAGGAUGGCAAGAGCGUGUCUUCCCGCGGGGCGCCGCCGGGCCCGGCGCCCGGCCACCCGCAGCGGUUCUCGGAGCAGACGUGCGCGCUGAGCCUGGAGCGGUUCUCCGCCGGCCGCCACUACUGGGAGGUGCACGUGGGCCGCCGCAGCCGCUGGUUCCUGGGCGCCUGCCUGGCCGCGGUGCCGCGCGCGGGGCCUGCGCGCCUGAGCCCUGCGGCCGGCUACUGGGUGCUGGGGCUGUGGAACGGCUGCGAGUACUUCGUGCUGGCCCCGCACCGCGUCGCGCUCGCCCUGCGCGUGCCCCCGCGGCGCCUGGGCGUCUUCCUGGACUACGAGGCCGGAAAGCUGUCCUUCUUCAACGUGUCCGACGGCUCCCACAUCUUCACCUUCCACGACACCUUCUCGGGCGCGCUCUGUGCGUACUUCAGGCCCAGGGCCCACGACGGCGGCGAACAUCCGGAUCCCCUGACCAUCUGCCCGCUGCGGGUUAGAGGGACGCGCGUCCCCGAAGAGAACGACAGUGACACCUGGCUGCAGCCCUAUGAGCCCGCGGACCCCGCCCUGGACUGGUGGUGAGGCGCCCUCGUGGCCGCAGGACUGGCCCCGGGGGGCUCCCUGGAUCCCAGGCCAGCGCUUUGCUCUCCUGCUCCGUCUGAAGGGAGCAGGUGCACCAGCCAAAACGUCAGCGAGGGGGACAAAGAGAGGGACCUUUGCCUACGUAGAUGUGUAUGUGUAAGGCGAUUUUCUUCAAGGAAAGGAGACAAGUCCAAAGCUCGUUUGUGGAUUGUGGGACAGAGCGAAGGAGUACAAAUAUAUCCACGUCGCUGAGAGCUGGGGUGCUCACGGUGGGCGGUGGGAAAGAACCCAGCAUGGAAGAAAGAAGGGAGAAAACUUUGGUGACUGCCUUAGAGGGAUCAGUUAAUUUGUAUAGUUUUAUAUUUUUUGCAUAUGUUUGCUAGCUCUAAAAAGGUCGAGAUGCUAUAACACUUCGUAAGCAACGAGUUCACCUAAGUAAGGCUCAGAUCCUAGUUUUAAAAACCAUUUCCCAUUAAAAUGAAGUUGGAGGAACAGCUGCUUCUGGGACCGGGGCAAAAAUUUCAAGGUGAGCCUGGAGCAUUGUGUGUGGUGAAGUAAAAUAAGGGCUCAAAACGUGACGGCAACCCGGCAAAAGGGUAGGGAGCCAGGCCAAAGGGGCCUCACUGACCAAUUGUGGGACAAUUUGAACAUCAGGAUGAAUAAUGACAGGAGAGAUUAUAACACACUGAAGAAAAACAUAAUCCAUGAGUUCAUGCUGAUACUCAAAUUUCUUUUUAAAAAGAAGAAACAGGAAGGUUUCUUUUGGAGGUGAAAUCUAAUUAUUGGUGAGAGUCUUUUGGAGAACAGGCUGUUUCCAGUCUCAAAGCAGUAACCUUAUACACUACUUAUAAGUUUGAAAGGGGAAAGGUUACCUUUACAAUGGAGACAUCUACCAGAUCAUCCAAGUGAUUAAAUUUAACAUCAUCAAUGAUGGGACCAAGGACAUUAUUAGUUUGACAAUUGGGGAAAAUGAAACGGGAACAGGAUAUCAUUGGAGAAGUGUUCUUCACCCCCUACCCCCAAGACAGUCUCUCUGUCGGCCAGGCUGGAGUGCAGCCUCAACCUCCUGGGCCCAAGUGAUCCUCCCACCUCAGCACACAACACCAUGCCCAGCUAAUUUUAAGUGCGUUAUAGAGACGGGGGUCUCACUUCGUUACCCAGGCUGGUCUCAAACUCCUGUGCUCAAGCAAUCCUCCCACCUGGGCCUCCCAAAAUGCUGGGUGUACAGGCGUGAGCCGCUGUGCCCGGCUUCAUUUUCAGAGUGAGACAUUUGUACUGUGGCUAUGUAGGAGAACAUUCUUGUUCUUAGCAAACAUACUGAAGUUUUUAGAUAUUAAUUACCACAGUGUCUGCCACUGAAUUUCCAGUGACUAAGUGGAAAAAUAUAAAACAUAUGAAUAUAAAGAAAGAAAGACAAGUCAAAUGUAGCAAAAUGACAACACUUGGUGACUCUAGGUGACUGGUCGACAGAUGUUCAUUGUACUAUCAAUGUGGCUUUGCUGUGGGUUUGAAAUUUUGCAAACUAAGAGUUGGGUGGCGGGGAGAAGAAUACACCAAAAAACUAAGUGAUUAUCUUUGGAUGGGAAAAUGUUUGGUAAUUGCAUUCUUAAAAUGUCUUCUUUGUAUUUUUUAAUGUUCAAUAAUGUAUAUGUAUCAGUUCUGUAAUAAAGGGGAAAACACUGUUGUUUUAAA
Messenger RNA from Pan troglodytes (chimpanzee), 6339 nucleotides. It is a transcript of the gene BTNL9, whose product is annotated as butyrophilin like 9. The record is from RefSeq and is a predicted model, not a curated record. The transcript is spliced from 11 exons. Lineage: Eukaryota; Metazoa; Chordata; Mammalia; Primates; Hominidae. Gene Ontology annotation, molecular function: signaling receptor binding. Gene Ontology annotation, cellular component: external side of plasma membrane. The coding region runs from base 377 to 1414 and encodes 345 amino acids. Gene Ontology annotation, biological process: regulation of cytokine production; T cell receptor signaling pathway.